AUCCAUUUAAGCACUUGGAGGAGAAGCCCACUGUAUGCCUAAAUGCCCUCCAGGGGACUCUGCCUGCCUAUGUAGGUACCAACAGGUGCUUACAACUGCCCCAGUACCCUGUGCUUUCACCAGCUGGGCCACCUUGGGACCCUAGCCUCUGCAUUCCUAAAUGGGCACAAUAAAUACCAAAUACACAGCAUUUGUAGUGAAUCUGGUCUAUGUGAGGCACUCAAUAUGGUGCCCGGCAUAUAGUAACAACUCAAUAAACAGUAACUAUCAAGGUUUCAGCCAGUUCUCAUCUGUGCAAUUGUAUUAUUUCUGUAGAAGGAGGAACAUACAUUAACAAAAUACCUAGAGAGGUGAAAGAAAGAAGUUAAAAGAAUAAUGACUUAAAUCUGCCAAAAUCAAGAAGAAACUACCAGUGAGGCAGUAACUAUUCGCAAAGUGCCAUGACCUACCCUCCUCAACUCCACCGAUUUUCUACCCAAUUUUCCUUUACCUUGUUCCCUCAAACUAAAGUAUUUCCCUAUGUACAUCUCAAAUCUCCAUGUUAUUUAGCCCAAGGAUACAAUGCAGUUUUAGAAAUUACAACCUUUGUUGUAUUUCCUUUCUUACAUUUAGAACUUGCAGCGUUUGACCCAAUACCCAUUUAUUUUUUGAAAGCCCGUGUGGGAGCUAAUUGACUUUCCAGGAAGUUCUUUGCCAAUCCUCCCCUAAAAAGGUUUCUCCUGUGUUUGUAUCUGGUAGCAAUUCUACAGUUUUCAACAUUUGGAACUCUGGUAUUAUAAUUGUGCUUGAAGUAUCUACACAGAAAUGGUCUGUUUCAUCAUCCCCUGAGCUCGGCCUGUGUGUGGAUGUGACAUUCCAGUGGAAGGAAGCCAAGAGCCUAUAGUAGCGAUCCUGGGGAAAAUUUAAGCAGCUGUGGCUGUGUAAUUCAAAACCUCUGAAAAGUGUGCUGCAGUCCGUGCACAGCAUUAGUAUAACAUGAGGGCUGGAUGUAGCCCGUCCUCCGGAGGACUUCCUUGCCCGCUGCAGGAAAGAGAAGAUUGAAAGACAAACCUGGGUGCAGCCGGAAAGGUCCAAAUAGAUGAGCUUGUGGCAUCCAUCCCCUAAAUUCAGGGACUCCAUCGAACCUCAGCUGGGUCUCAUCGUUCCGAAUUGCAUUAGUUAAGAUUACCCAAGCUUGCAUUUCAAAGGAAUACUUUCAUCGUUCCCUCUGUCACCCCAAGUAAUUGGGGCCAGCUGGAUGUCAGGAUGCGCGUGGUUACGGUGGUUACGGUGGUAAUUCUGCUCUUCUUUUGUAAAGCCGCGGAGCUCCGCAAGGCCAGCCCUGGGGGCUCGAGAAGCAGAAUGAAUCAUGGCCGGGCGGGUGGGAGCAGGAGAGGCUCCAACCCCGUCAAACGCUACGCGCCAGGCCUCCCCUGCGAAGUGUACACGUAUCUUCACGAGAAGUACUUAGAUUGUCAAGAAAGAAAACUAGUUUACGUGCUGCCUGACUGGCCUCAGGAUUUGCUGCAUAUGCUGUUAGCAAGGAACAAGAUCCGCAUACUGAAGAACAAGAUGUUCUCCAAGUUUAAGAGGCUGAAAAGCCUGGAUCUGCAGCAGAACGAGAUCUCCAAAAUUGAGAGUGAGGCUUUCUUUGGUUUAAAUAAACUUACUACUCUCCUCCUGCAGCACAACCAAAUCAAAGUCUUGACAGAGGAAGUGUUCAUUUAUACGCCUCUCCUGAGCUACCUGCGUCUCUAUGACAACCCCUGGCACUGUACUUGUGAGAUGGAAACGCUUAUUUCAAUGUUGCAGAUUCCAAGAAACCGGAAUUUGGGGAACUAUGCCAAGUGCGAAAGGCCACAAGAUCUAAAAAACAAAAAGCUGCGGCAGUUAAAAUCUGAACAGUUAUGCAAUGAAGAAGAAAGGGAACAAUUAGACCCGAAACCCCAAGUGUCAGGGAGACCCCCAGUCAUCAAGCCCGAGGUGGACUCGACUCUUUGCUACAAUUACGUGUUUCCCAUACAAACGCUGGACUGCAAACGGAAAGAGCUGAAGAAAGUUCCAAACAACAUCCCUCCAGACAUUGUUAAACUUGACUUGUCAUACAAUAAAAUCAACCAGCUUCGACCCAAGGAGUUUGAAGAUGUUCAUGAGCUAAAAAAAUUAAACCUCAGCAGCAAUGGCAUUGAAUUCAUAGAUCCUGCUGCUUUUUUAGGACUCACACAUUUAGAAGAGUUAGAUUUAUCAAACAACAGUCUACAAAACUUUGACUAUGGCGUAUUAGAAGACUUGUAUUUUUUGAAACUCUUGUGGCUCAGAGAUAACCCUUGGAGAUGUGACUACAAUAUCCACUACCUCUACUACUGGUUAAAGCACCACUACAACGUCCACUAUAACGGCCUGGAAUGCAAGAUGCCCGAAGAAUACAAAGGGUGGUUUGUGGGAAAAUAUGUUCGCAGUUACUUUGAAGAAUGCCCCAAAGACAAAUUACCAGCCUACCCUGAGACAUUUGAUCAGGAUCCGGAAGAUGAUGAAUGGGAGAAGAUUCAUAGGGAUCACACAGCCAAGAAGCAAAGUGUAAGAAUCACUAUAGUGGGAUAACUUAGGAAUUGUUUUGGUUGCAACUGUUUUGAGUUUGCUAUACCGGUGUCAGAAAACCAUAUGUUUACAUUUCGAUUAACUGUGUUGCCUAUUUAUGCAGGGUUAUCCAGUUACAGGAAGGUUCCCUUAAUUAUUAUUUUUAUUGUGAGAAAUUCUAGCAACCAAGGGAAUACUUCCAUCCCGCUUGCCUGCCUGUUUGCAGACCGGCCUUUGGUGACGGUUCCACACUGGUAAACUGCGGGAGUUGGGUCCUAAUGAUGGCAUUGGAAUUUCAUAACAUCCUGUAUAUAUGUUUUUACUGCCUUUUGAAAAUAAAAUUUUUAAAAACUUG
This is a messenger RNA of Neofelis nebulosa (Clouded leopard), 2911 nucleotides long. RefSeq names its product leucine rich repeat containing 17 (gene LRRC17). Gene Ontology annotation, molecular function: protein binding. The transcript has 4 exons. Lineage: Eukaryota; Metazoa; Chordata; Mammalia; Carnivora; Felidae. The record is from RefSeq and is a predicted model, not a curated record. The coding region runs from base 1246 to 2580 and encodes 444 amino acids.